AUGAAAUGCUCGGAGGAGAAAGAGCUCGCGAAGACGAGAGUGCAGGUGGCCCACGAGGUGAGGAUGGCGAGGGAAGCCGAGGCCGCCAUGGACCUCCACGUCAACAGAGCCGCCGAGAAGGCAGCGCAGGCCGAGCAAAAGUACCACCGCGGCACCGUCCUCGGCGGCGAGGACGCCAACUGCCCCAAUCCCGGGGCAGCGGGAUACUCCGCCGAUCCGAUGAGCGGCGGCGCCGGCGCUAUGGAUCCAUCCGCCGUCCCAGCCAGAGACGCUUACGGAGCCAGCACCGGCGGCAUCAACACCGCCGCCGCAAGGUCCGGCGGCCCUACGGCUCAUAACGAUUUGCUGUAG
Molecule: messenger RNA, 351 nt
Organism: Striga hermonthica
Lineage: Eukaryota; Viridiplantae; Streptophyta; Magnoliopsida; Lamiales; Orobanchaceae
Source: the annotation of a GenBank genome assembly